Molecule: messenger RNA, 1242 nt
Organism: Anolis sagrei ordinatus
Lineage: Eukaryota; Metazoa; Chordata; Lepidosauria; Squamata; Anolidae
Product: acetylserotonin O-methyltransferase-like
Biological process (GO): melatonin biosynthetic process; methylation
Molecular function (GO): acetylserotonin O-methyltransferase activity
Source: RefSeq, a predicted model, not a curated record
CAGUAAAAAAGUGUUUUUUUCUUGCUGCAUUGAGCAGAAAACAUUUUAUCAAGGGAAAACAACAGAUUCAAGUGACAAAGACUGCAGUGAAGAAGAAUGGCUUCUACGGAAGACUCUGAACUUUUUAACACCCUAUUUCAGUACCAGAAUGGAUUUGUCAUAUCAAAAGUUAUGUUUACUGCUGCUGAGCUGGGAGUGUUUGAUCUGCUGAGUGAAUCAGAAGAACCCCUGACCUCCGUGGCUAUUGCCGAACGACUGGGGACCCGUCACAUAGGAAUGCAAAGGCUGCUGGAAGCCUGUGUAGCUUUAAAACUGUUGAGAAUAGAAAGUAGGGAUAACAAAGAUUUUUACGGAAACACAGCCCUUGCCAAUCUCUACCUUGCUAAAUCAAGCCCAAAGUCUCAGUAUUCUUACAUGAAGUUGGAUUCUGAAUUCUUCUAUCCCAGUUUUCAAUACUUGGCAGAUGCUAUAAGGGAAGGAAAAAAUCAGAUCAGCUCAAUACAUGAUUCUUCAACGAAAGAUUUUGUUCAGUCUAUGUAUAGGUCAGAAGAAAAGGCGCAACUAUAUUUCAAUGCAAUGAAAAAUUUUUGGACUCUGUACAGUAGAGAAAUGAUAUCUAUGUUUGAUCUUUCUCAUUUUCAUCAUAUUUGUGAUCUGGGAGGGGGAAGUGGCAUCUUUGCUGAAGAACAUAUUUUAUCACAUCCAGAUUCUUCUGUGACCAUUUUUGAUCUACCAGAUGUAGUGGAAAAAGCAAAAAAUAAUUUUGUAGCCUUAGAAGACAGCCGGAUUUCAUUCCAGGGAGGGGAUUUUUUUAAGGAUCCAGUUCCUGAAGCUGACUUGUAUGUUCUAUCACAAAUCUUGCACCUUUGGGAAGACGAAAAAUGCAUGCAACUGCUAACGAAACUGUACAAAGCCUGCAAGCCUGGUGGUGGAGUUUUAGUAGUUGAACCUGUUCUUGGCGAGGAAAGAGUCAAAUCCUUUGGAGCUCAUAAUAUCUCCUUAAAGCUACUCGUCCAUACUGAUGGGAAAACCCGGACUUCAUCAGAGCACAAAGCACUCCUCACUGCAGCUGGCUUCAAGGAGAUUCAAGCAAAAAUUGGAAGCGUAUAUGGUGCCCUUUUGGGACGAAAAUAAUGACGCCCUUGUUCUUUCUUCUCCAACUUCUGAAGGAAAUCGGGAUAAUAAAGCUCAGCUCGCCUUCUUUCUUUUUUCAAGAUACUACUUUGAUACUGUAUACCCAUC